ACUGUCAAAACAACAUCUCGAAAACACGUGCGUGAAUCAAAAAAGCGAAAGAAACGGCCGCGAAUUUCCACGACGCCACGGUAAAAUGAUCCCGCAAAAACCGGCGACCGACAAUUGUCGGUUGCACAAUGUGCAGUUUUACAAUUUGCUGCCUCGAGCUAUCGUUUGCACUGCGAUGAACCGGCAGACGAACCGGCUGGCGCUGGCUAGGCAUGACGGAACGAUCGAGAUCUGGAAUAUGGUGCACGCGCGGUUUAUGGAGAAGACGAUCCCGGGCGGUGUUGGGGUUUCUAUCGAAGGGCUGGCCUGGGCCGAGAAUGACCGGCUGUUUUCGGUGAGCCUGGCCGGCACGCUGGUCGAGUGGGAUCUCCGGCCCGGCAGUCAACCACGGGUGAAACAAUCGCUUUUGGUGACCGGCAAUGCGGCCUGGUGUAUCGAUGUGAGCCGUGACGGACGGCGGUUGGCAGUCGGCACCGAGGGAGGUUACAUCAAUCUGUACCGACUGGAGAACGAUGAGUUGUCCUACGAACGGAUCCUUGACAAGCAGGAUGGGCGGGUGCUGUGCUGCCGGUUCGACCCGAGCGGAGACUUUCUGGUGACGGGUUCGGCCGAUGCCGUCCGAGUGUGGGAUGUACGGAAUGGUCACGCAGUACACAAGAUGACGACUGGUCGCACGGACCAUCGUGUUGCGACGUUGGUUUGGGAUGUAUGGGUAACGAAGGACUUCACGAUUAUUUCCGUUGAUUCGCGCGGCCGCUUGAUGUUCUGCGAUGGUCAGCUGGGAACGGUGCUUGAGAGCAUGCCCGUAUCGAAGGGCGACCUUCUGUGCAUUGCAAUGGAGGAGGACGAGCGGACGCUGUACGUAGCUGGUAUCGAAUCAAACAUUAGCACUUUCCGGAGGACCCAAGGCAACCAAGGCGGUCGCCGCAAUCAAUUCAUUCGGACCGCUGUCCGCCGCCCACAUACACACGACAUCAGAACGAUGGUCACGUUCGGUCGCAAUAGCCUCGUGUCCGGUGGCGUCGAUGGGAUGCUGGUAGUUACCUCGUUUCCACCGUUCCAAACGGACAAAUAUCUACCACUGCUACCCUCACCGGCCACCGUGGUAGCAGCCGAUAGCCGGCUAGUGUUGUUGAAGUACGUAAACUAUCUCGAAGUGUGGACCCUCGCUAAGCGGAUAGCCGAUGUCGAUGGGCUCGAUUGUGGUGGUGCGGGCCGGAAGGUUAUGCAGAUUCGCAGCAAGGACGAUGAGCACAUCAUUUGCGCCAGCAUUUCACCGAACGGUCGAUGGUUGCUGUACUCCACGGAAUCCACCAUACGCCUUCUACGAUCUUCAUGUGAGAACGAGAAGUUGAAGCUGAAACGCGUUCGUCUCACCGUGCCCGACCAGCUCACCACCUCCUGCUAUCGUGCCGAAUUUACGCACGACUCGAUGAUCCUGUUUCUAUAUCACGGCAACGGGACAAUCAAUGUCUACGUCGCCUGCUGUACCGCGUCGCCGAGCCGAAUUGAAAACGUGGAAGAGGAAACCAGGUUCGAGCAUCAGCACACCAUCGACGGUUCACGCUGGUUGUCCGACCAGGUGCACCUAUCGGCCGUGUCGCAAUGCAACCAGUAUCUGGUCUGUGCCGAUUUGGCCAGCUCGAUCGUCGUGUUUGAGCGGACGGUUCCACCGACGAACAGGCUGAUCAGUGGUAAAUGGAAACGCUCCAUUUCGUUGCCCCGUUACAUGCAUCCACCAACCGCUAUCGCUAUCCAACCAGGCAAGACACGGCUCGCAGUUGCGUUCGCCGACCACAAGCUGUUUCUGUAUGAUUUUGAAGAAUUUCAGUUCAUCUUUUCCAUCUACCUUUCGCUGAGUGAACCGGAUUGCGGUUCACCGAACCAUCCGAUCAGUGGAAUCGUGUUUGACCCACGCCAUGAAGCGUCGAUGCUGUUGAAGAACAACUGUGACAUCCUGGCGCUGCGCUUCGGUGUCGACGCCCAGCAGCGUGAGGACGUAUCUUUGGAGUGUUCUGCCCCACAAAAAGUAAGAAAAACAAAUGGUAAAGGCAAGGAUGCUGAUGACGAUGGUGGCAUGACGAACGGUAACACAGAACAGCAUGAAGCCACAGCAGAAACCGGACCCAGCCAGCAAACGAAACACACACUAAAACUGGUCCGCAAAAACAAUCAUCUAGUGGACAUCGAUUGGCUCGGGGAGAGUGAGCUGGUAGCGAUCGAAGCAAACGGUCUCUCGAUGGUCGAGCACCUGCCCGGUGCUUUUAGGAAGAAAUUCUACGGUAAAGCGUAACAGUGUCUACGUUCCUGGUUGCUUAUGCAGAAUAAAGUGGAUCGGGGUCAAC
Anopheles darlingi is the source of this 2345-nucleotide messenger RNA. It is a transcript of the gene l(3)72Dn, whose product is annotated as U3 small nucleolar RNA-associated protein 4 homolog. Bases 86 to 2293 code for a protein of 735 amino acids. NCBI's taxonomy places the organism in Eukaryota, Metazoa, Arthropoda, Insecta, Diptera, Culicidae. Gene Ontology annotation, cellular component: t-UTP complex; small-subunit processome; 90S preribosome. The record is from RefSeq and is a predicted model, not a curated record. Gene Ontology annotation, biological process: maturation of SSU-rRNA from tricistronic rRNA transcript (SSU-rRNA, 5.8S rRNA, LSU-rRNA). Gene Ontology annotation, molecular function: protein binding; RNA binding. The transcript is spliced from 2 exons.